Aspergillus alliaceus is the source of this 1213-nucleotide messenger RNA. RefSeq lists its product as uncharacterized. Gene Ontology annotation, cellular component: intracellular anatomical structure. Gene Ontology annotation, molecular function: oxidoreductase activity, acting on NAD(P)H, oxygen as acceptor. NCBI's taxonomy places the organism in Eukaryota, Fungi, Ascomycota, Eurotiomycetes, Eurotiales, Aspergillaceae. The record is from RefSeq and is a predicted model, not a curated record. The transcript has 4 exons. Bases 61 to 939 code for a protein of 292 amino acids.
GUACAAUCCACCUCUGAAUCAGGUCAAUACCCAAGUAACCUGUAAAGUAGCCCUAUCACCAUGAGUGCCAGAAGCGACUGUAACGUCCAUGACCCCAUGCACCGCGAAAGCAAGCCAUCACAAGGAGAUCCAUCGCGACCAGUCACAGACCUGUUCCGUCUAGAUGGGCGCACGAUCGCCAUAACCGGUGCCCAUGGGUUCCUUGGCACAACUCUCGCCAAGGCUAUCCUCGAAAGCGGCGGCGAUGUAGUCUGUCUCGAUCUACCGGAUGUGCCUACUGCGGAGAAUUGGAAUGACAUCGAGGCCGCUGCACUAAAACAUAAUGGUAGGCUCUCAUACUGGCCCCUCGAUGUCACCAAUGAGGAUAUGGUCGGCGAGGUAUUUUCCAGGUUCAUGUCUACACUGCGGUUUCCACUUCGAGGACUAGUGGUCUGUGCGGGAAUAUCACGCAACGGUCCUGCGAUUGACUUUCCGAUCUCGAUAGUGCGAAAUAUAUUCGAUGUCAAUGUUAGCGGGGCAUUUCUGGCCGCGCAGGCAGCUGCUCAAGAAAUGAGGAUGGCGGACGUUAGCGGGAGCAUUGUGUUGGUGGCUAGUAUGAGCGGCUAUGUAUCGAAUAAGGGAGUUGAUACUGCCGGGUAUAACGCGUCUAAAGCGGCUGUCCAACAGUUAGCUCGAUCAUUAGCUGCCGAAUGGGGAUCAAGAAAGGGCAUGCCCCUAGUCCGUGUCAAUUCCCUUUCUCCGGGCUAUAUUCGUACGGCUGCGACGGUGGAAUCCCUUCAGAAGCCUGGGAUGGAGGCUCAGUGGGUUGGAGAUAACAUGUUGUACCGGCUAAGCACGGCGGACGAAUUCCGAGCUCCAGUGCUCUUUAUGUUGGGUGAUGGGAGCAGCUUCAUGACUGGUUCUGAUCUGCGAGUGGAUGGUGGGCAUUGUGCUUGGUAAUCCUUGUGCUCUGAUCGAUGGAGACAAUGCCUCGGACAUAGCUGUAAGCCUGUCUUGAAUCUGAUAAAGCUUUUUCAAUCCUACUCUACGGAAGUUGCUGGCUCCGGGGACUUUUUGAUAAAAUUUUGUUCUUCACUAUCUUCACUCCCAAAGUGAUGCGGUAUAACCAUGUAACACGCUAUGACAAUAUUUUGGUCUACUACGAUAUAUGGAGUUGACGAACUAAUGAGCACCGCCCCCACGGUAUCCACCCUCUAACCUGAGUCUUCACAGC